Trichobilharzia szidati is the source of this 699-nucleotide messenger RNA. Lineage: Eukaryota; Metazoa; Platyhelminthes; Trematoda; Strigeidida; Schistosomatidae. The record is from the annotation of a GenBank genome assembly.
AUGCCUGUUGCUACUUUACCGAACAUCCUUAUUACAGGCACACCAGGAACAGGAAAAUCCACCAUUUCUAAGGAAGUAGCUGAACGUACUUCAUUAAAUUAUGUCAGUGUUAAUGAUGUUGCCAAGGAAGGCGAAUUAUACGAUGGAUAUGAUGCAGAUAAUCAGUGUCAUAUUUUGGACGAGGAUAGAGUUGUAGAUGAGUUAGAAGACUCAAUGUCCUCAGGUGGUCAGAUUGUUGAUUAUCAUUCUUGUGACUUUUUCCCCGAACGCUGGUUCGAUGCCGUAUUCGUGUUGAGAACGGAUAAUGAAAUCCUCUACCCUCGUCUUACUUCACGUGGCUAUUCAAAGGAUAAAGUGGCAGAUCUCAUUCAUUGUGAAAUCGUUCAGGUGGUUUUAGACGAGGCACGUGAAUCGUAUAAUACAGGGAUUGUCUAUGAAUUAGUCAAUAAUACUCCUGAGGAUUUAGAACGAAAUAUAACACAAAUUUGUCAAUGGAUUCAACAAUGGUCUAGAAGAUCGGCUUGAGGCGUCCUGUCUAUAGUUUUUCUUUUGUUUGUACAUUUUUUUUUUGCUUCUUCAAGGAAUCUACACAGACAGGCUCUUAUUUGAGUUCGUGUUUAUACAUGCAUCUACACCAGACAUCGUUUUCUCAUAUAUUUUUUGUUCUCAUUUGAAAUAAAAAAAAUGGUUUGUAAUUAA